This is a messenger RNA of Eleginops maclovinus (Patagonian blennie), 581 nucleotides long. RefSeq names its product huntingtin interacting protein K (gene hypk). Lineage: Eukaryota; Metazoa; Chordata; Actinopteri; Perciformes; Eleginopidae. The transcript has 4 exons. The record is from RefSeq and is a predicted model, not a curated record. Gene Ontology annotation, biological process: protein stabilization; negative regulation of apoptotic process. The coding region runs from base 53 to 418 and encodes 121 amino acids.
AUCCGACACUCAAAGGAACCUUCUUUUUGGUUCCGGCCUGACAUUAGCAAACAUGGCGGCAGAGGGAGAUGUCGAUUUGGACCUGGAAGCCGAGGAUAACUGCACGGGAAAACCGGCAGAAAAGCCUCGCAAACAUGACAGCGGUGCCGCUGACUUGGAGAGAGUCACGGACUACGCAGAGGAGAAGGAAAUCUCCAGCUCUGAUUUAGAAACGGCCAUGUCAGUGAUUGGAGACAGAAGGUCACGAGAACAGAAAGCCAAACAAGAGAGAGAAAAAGAGUUGGCCAAAGUGACCAUCAAGAAAGAGGAUGUGGAACUAAUUAUGUCAGAGAUGGAGAUUUCGCGGUCCGUGGCAGAGCGCAGUCUAAGAGAACACAUGGGGAACGUGGUGGAGGCGCUGGUGGUUCUGACCAACUGAACAAACAGCUUUCACACACUGGACAACUUGACUGUGGUUACUUUUUCUUAUUUUAACCAGAGCUCAUCAAGACCACAAAGCUGGAUUGAACUCUGUGGUUAAAGUGGUGUGAUAACCUUUCUCCAAAUCCUUUUUUCUUUUUUAAAAUAAAAGUUAACCUGAG